CGAAAACCUUUUUGAAUUCAUUCAUUUCAAUUAUCGGUGGGAGUGUGGGACCACAAAUACAAUUUUAGCAGCAGCCAACAACCUGAAUAAAUACUAAAACUCAUUCGAUUCCAAUUCCAACAACAAACAUUCCACCACCAACAGAACUUGCUCUACCACUGAUACUAUCCGUCUACCGGAGAAAAUGAGCGGUGCCGGAAAGACGGUGUGCGUUACCGGAGCAUCUGGAUACAUAGCUUCAUGGCUCGUCAAGCUCUUACUUCACCGUGGUUACACUGUCAAAGCAUCUGUUCGCGAUCCCAACAACCCUAAGAAAGUAGACCACUUGCUUAAACUUGAAGGAGCAAAGGAAAGGCUUCAUUUGUUCAAAGCAAACCUACUUGAAGAAGGCUCUUUUGAUGCUGCAGUUGUUGGCUGUGAAGGUGUUUUCCAUACAGCAUCUCCCUUUUUCCAUGCAGUCACUGAUCCACAGGCAGAAUUAAUUGAUCCUGCAGUGAAAGGAACAUUGAAUGUGCUUAAUUCAUGUUCAAAGGCUUCAUCAGUUAAAAGAGUUGUAGUGACAUCAUCAAUUGCUGCAGUUGCUUACAAUGGUAAACCAAGGACUCCUGAAGUUGUAGUUGAUGAAACCUGGUUCUCUAAUCCAGAUUUUUGCAAAGAAAUGAAGAUGUGGUAUGUGGUGUCCAAAACAUUGGCUGAAGAAGUUGCAUGGAAAUUUGCAAAAGAAAAAGGAUUGGAUAUUGUCACCAUAAAUCCAGCUAUGGUGAUUGGUCCUUUAUUACAGCCUACUCUUAACACUAGUGCUGAAGUUAUUGCAAACCUAUUCAAUGCACAAACAUAUGGAAAUUCAACCUUUGGUUGGGUUAAUGUUAAGGAUGUUGCAAAUGCACAUAUUCAAGCUUUUGAAAUCCCUUCAGCAAGUGGAAGAUAUUGUUUGGUGGAAAAAGUUGCUCAUUUUUCAGAAAUAGUCCAAAUAUUACGCAAACAUUACCCUGAAUCUCAACUUCCACAAAAGUGUGCGGAUGACAAGCCUUUUGUUCCCACAUACCAAGUGUCAAAGGAAAAGGCAAAGAGCUUGGGUAUUGACUAUAUUACCCUUGAAGAAAGCCUCAAGGAGACUGUGGAAAGCUUGAAGGAGAAGGGCUUUAUUGGGACUUCAUCAAACAUAUCUUUAAACGAGGCACGCAAUGUGUUCGAUGAAAUGCCAACAAGAGAUGUCGUCUUCUGGACUUCCAUGAUCUUUACUUAUGGCAUGGCUGGAGAUGGUGAAACUGCUAUUACGCUAUUACAGCCUUUUCAAAUAUGCAAAAUUCCGAAAUCGCCCGUGAUUCCAUUUCCUUCGUUCCAGUUUUGUCAACUUACAACCAUGGGGAAUUACUAA
Molecule: messenger RNA, 1378 nt
Organism: Lactuca saligna
Lineage: Eukaryota; Viridiplantae; Streptophyta; Magnoliopsida; Asterales; Asteraceae
Source: the annotation of a GenBank genome assembly